Messenger RNA from Cheilinus undulatus (humphead wrasse), 3062 nucleotides. RefSeq names its product fasciculation and elongation protein zeta 1 (zygin I) (gene fez1). Lineage: Eukaryota; Metazoa; Chordata; Actinopteri; Labriformes; Labridae. Gene Ontology annotation, cellular component: axon; cytoplasm. The transcript is spliced from 10 exons. Bases 268 to 1476 code for a protein of 402 amino acids. The record is from RefSeq and is a predicted model, not a curated record.
GUGGGAGGACGCAUCAGGGAGGCUGUGGGCUAACGGGUGAGGGAAGGGACACACGCCAAAGCUCGGAGCACGCUGCCAUCUUCACCUCCCUCUUCUUCUCUUUCCUCUCCUUCAUAUCUGGGAUGAAUGAAGGUUCACCUGCUCAUCUGCGGCUUUUACAGCUGAAGGAACAGACUCUCCUGGUCUGAGCUGAUCCUGAACAAACCGAGCCUUGACAACAACCCCACGUCUCUGUCAGGACUCUGAGAUCCACAGACAGGGGUUACCAUGGAAGCCCCUCUGGUGUGUUUGGACGAGGAGUUCGAGGACCUGCGGCCCUGUCGUAUGGACGAUCAGGACUCCCUGAACCACUCCUCUUACUCCACCAACACCUCCUCCACCACCACCGUCCCCCUGGCCUCCAUCACCCGUGAGGACUUCUCCGAGCUAGAGAACUUCUCUGAGAUGAUGAGCUUCAAGUCGAUGGAGGACCUGGUCAACGAGUUCGACGAGAAGCUCAACGUCUGCUUCCACAAUUACAACACCAAGACGGAGAACUUGGCCCCCAUACGGAACCAGACGCACAACCAGGAGGACGAGGAGAGGCUGCAGGACGAAGACGUGUGGGAUGCUCUGACCGACAACUACAUCUCCACCUGGGACAACCCGGACCAAGAGGGGCUCAACGGGAAUCUGUCUGAGCAGGAGAUCCAUGAAAAGGAGGAGGAGGAGAUGAACGAGAAGAACGACAACGCCAACUGCCUGAACGAAGAACCGCUCAUCACAGCCGAUCAGGUCAUUGAAGAGAUCGUCGAGAUGAUGGAGAACUCUCCAGAUCCUGGUGAAACUGAGGAGGAGGACGAGGAGGAGAGCUGCCCCUCCAGAAACAACCCGUCCCUGCUGGAAGAGAUCAGGCAACUGUCACUGGCCUCCAACAACAACUGCUCCUAUGAAGGCCUGAGUCUGAUGCCCAGCUCAGCUCUCGUGGAGCUGCUUCACCGGGUGGAGGCCGCCAUCCGUGAGUUCUCAGAGGAGCUGGUCAAUCAGCUGGCUCGGCGUGAAGAGCUGGAGUUUGAGAAGGAGGUGAAGAACACGUUCAUCACGGCUCUGAUGGAGGUGCAGAACAGGCAGAGGGAGCAGAGAGACAGCAGCAAACGCCGGCGUCGGGACAAGGCUCUGAGUCUGCAGGCGUCUGUGAACGGAGCAAAUGUGGGGACCAACGGACACACGGAGAAGACGGGGACCAUGCCUGUCAAGCGUUUCAGCAUGGAGGGACUGUCUAACAUCCUGCAGACGAGCAUCAGACAGACGUUUGGAAGCACAGGGAAUGACAAACAGUAUCUGAACACAGUCAUUCCUUAUGAGAAGAAAGGCACCCCUCCAUCUGUUGACGACCUGCAGAUGCUCACAAAAAUUCUUUUUGCCAUGAAGGAGGACAGUGACAAGGUGCCUACACUGUUAACUGACUACAUAUUGAAAGUCUUGUGUCCCACCUAAAGCUCCACCAGGCCGGGGGCCACAGUGUGAUGGAGAAGCCUCCCUCCACCCCUCCCCCCGCCUCAGGCCCGAGCUGCAUGACCUCCCUUCUUUUACCGUUAUCAACCAUGGAUCCUCACCAUCGACAUUAUUGUAUUCACCUCGACUAUGACUACUGCCUUUCGCUGAGCUCACCUGUUUCCCUCCCUGCACAUUACGCUCAGGCCACAUGCAACAUGGCCGCCGUCUCCAUAGUUACAGGAGUGGGACGGAAAAAUCCUGCUUUAAAGGACUUCACUAAUGGAGCAUGACCUGCUACUAAUGAUCCUAACACUACUCCAGCACAGGGAUACAACCUUAUCAUUGCUUUACUUUCCUUCAUUUCUCUACGUUCCUUUGACUGAUGUUGCCAACACGUAUUUUUGAACGGACGUCCGUCUUCUGUUAAAGUGUUAUUGAUAAAGACGACACUGUUAAAUCAAUAAAACACCAUACUGGAUCCACAGUCAUCAUAUCCAUGUGAUGUUUCAGAUUAAGAUUCAUUUGAAUACAAAAGCCAUGCACCUUUCUGCCAACUUAGUACUGUAGCUCCAUGAGAGUGAGAGGAGACACACGAGUAUUACGGGUGCAGAGCAUCACGACGCUUUCUCUUUUCUUUGUCUUUGUUUGUCUCUCUCUGAUUCCAGUGCUCUUCUUUUGACUCUUCUUCUUCAUUUCUAUCUGAAUCUUUGAUAAGAACUGUGUUGCUGAUUUUCUACUUUGAUUUUCUGUGUCACCCUGUUCAGACAGGUAGAGGUGUUUCACUCGGUGUUCCUCCGGUUUAUCGUCCCCCUCAUGAGCUCGUUUCAGUAAAGGCGUGCAUACUAGCAUCAUUAUGAUUCCUUUGCGCCAUGUAGGUGAAUGUGACAUCGCUAAUCGCAAAUUCUAAUAAACAUUCAAUAAACAUUCAACCCUGAGAGUGUUCGUUUGUUAUGAUUUCUUUGCUUUUCGCAUAUUUGUCACACCUAAUUGUUUCACAUCAUCAUAUAAAUGAUAAUAUCAAACAAAGGUAACCUGAUUUAAUACAAAAUUCCGUUUUUAAAUGAUUAUUUCAUUUAUUAAGGGGAAAAACCCAUCCAGACCUGCUUGGCCCAGUGUGAAAAAGUCAUUGCCUCACUUGGUAAAUCCUGAAUUAACUGUGAUUAACCAAAUUUUUGGGAAAUCUGAGUUCAAUUUCAUUAUCCACUCCCAUAAAUCCCUUAAACAGAACCUGUCUGACAGAGUGAAGCAGGCUAACGGAGCUCAAUCACAUCAUGGCACCAUUUAAAGAAAUUCAAGAAGAGACAAGAAACAAAGUCGUUGACAUCUAUCAGUCUGGAAAGGCUUUCAAAGCCAUUUCUAAGGCUUUGGUACUCCAUAGUGAGAGCCAUUAUCCACAAAUGGAGAAAACUCGGAAGAGUGGUGACCCUUUCCAGGUGUGGCGGGCCUGACAAAAUGACUCCAAGAGUGCAUUGACGACUGGUCUAGGAGGUCCCAGAACAACACCCAAAGACCUGCAGGCCUCACUUGACUCAGUUAAGGUCAGAGUUCAUGACUCAACAAUAAGAAAGACACUGGGCAAAAGUUAC